Molecule: messenger RNA, 1308 nt
Organism: Suhomyces tanzawaensis NRRL Y-17324
Lineage: Eukaryota; Fungi; Ascomycota; Pichiomycetes; Serinales; Debaryomycetaceae
Gene: KGD2
Product: alpha-ketoglutarate dehydrogenase
Exons: 1
Coding region: 1-1308 (435 amino acids)
Biological process (GO): tricarboxylic acid cycle
Cellular component (GO): oxoglutarate dehydrogenase complex
Molecular function (GO): dihydrolipoyllysine-residue succinyltransferase activity
Source: RefSeq, a predicted model, not a curated record
AUGUUGUCCAGAAACGUUAGAAGUUCAUUAAAGCGUAUCUCCGCUGCCGUUCCUAAGGGAUCCGGCUUGAGAGUCAGUGGUUCCAUGGCCAGAUCCGUCCGUGGAUUCCUGAGUGUCAAUGCUGCCCCAACCAUGCCAUUAAGAGGUGUUCAAGGCAUUCAAUUCCGUCGUUUCGCCUCCCACACAGUCAAGGUUCCUGAGAUGGCUGAAUCCAUCACCGAAGGUACUUUGUCUGCUUACACUAAGAAUGUUGGUGACUACGUGAAUUUAGACGAGACUAUCGCCACCAUUGAAACUGAUAAGAUUGAUGUUGAAGUUAAUGCAUCCGUCGCCGGUACUAUCACUGAACUUUUAGUUGAAGUUGAAGAAACCGUUGAAGUUGGCCAAGACUUAGUUAAGAUCGAAGAAGGUGAGGCUCCGGCUGCUUCCGAAGCUCCAAAGGAGGAAUCUAAGGAAGCUGCUCCAAAGGAAGAAUCCAAGAAGGAAGAACCAAAGAAGGAAGCUCCAAAGAAGGAAGAACCAAAGAAGGAAACCCCAAAGAAAGAAGCUCCAAAGGAAUCCAAGAAGGACUCCAAGAGUGAGGCCUCAACCUUCACUCAUUUCUCCAGAAACGAAGAAAGAGUUAAGAUGAACAGAAUGAGAUUGAGAAUCGCUGAGCGUCUUAAGGAAUCCCAGAACACUGCUGCCUCUUUGACCACCUUCAACGAAGUAGACAUGAGUAACUUGAUGGAAAUGAGAAAGUUGUACAAGGAUGAAUUAUUGGACAAAACCGGUAUUAAAUUAGGUUUCAUGGGUGCCUUUGCUAAGGCCUCCACCUUGGCUGCUAAAGAAAUUCCAGCUGUCAAUGCAUCUAUCGAAAACAACGACACCUUAGUUUUCAGAGACUACACCGACAUUUCUAUUGCUGUCGCUACUCCAAAGGGUUUGGUCACUCCAAUUGUGAGAAACGCUGAAUCCUUGUCCAUCUUGGACAUCGAGAAGGAAAUUUCCAACUUGGGUAAGAAGGCCAGAGAUGGUAAGUUGACUUUGGAAGAUAUGACCGGUGGUACCUUCACCAUUUCUAACGGUGGUGUUUUCGGUUCCUUGUACGGAACUCCAAUCAUCAACAUGCCUCAAACCGCUGUCUUGGGUUUGCACGGUGUUAAGGAAAGACCUGUGACUGUCAACGGUCAAGUUGUUUCCAGACCAAUGAUGUACUUGGCCUUGACUUACGAUCACAGAGUUUUGGACGGUAGAGAAGCCGUUACAUUCUUGAAGACUGUUAAGGAAUUGAUCGAAGACCCAAGAAAGAUGUUGUUAUUGCAAUAA